Molecule: messenger RNA, 2109 nt
Organism: Aspergillus tanneri
Lineage: Eukaryota; Fungi; Ascomycota; Eurotiomycetes; Eurotiales; Aspergillaceae
Exons: 9
Coding region: 1-2109 (702 amino acids)
Molecular function (GO): ADP binding
Source: RefSeq, a predicted model, not a curated record
AUGGAAUCUCCUGUCUUGGAGGACUACUUCGGCAAACAAUGGACGUUGACUAUCAAGGCAUGUUCGGAACGUAUGGAGCCAUACGAUCGCGGGAUCAUAAGGAGCUUCCGCACCUAUCAGGACAUACAAGAGCAUGUUUUUGCGGAACAAGAUGAAGAAGCAUCAGAAGCCGCAUUGCAUGAGCUGGCAAUGCUGCAGCCGCGACUGAUCGAUCUGAAAAAUUUCAGUGAAUUCUUCUCCACACAGCUUUUCUCGACUCUGGACACAGGUAUCUUCUGGGGUUUGCUUGGCUUACUACUUACAUUGGCUUUACAGCACGACGACACUAUGCGACGAAUUGUCCAGAUGCUCAAGAAACAAGGCAGAAACCGCCAUGAUUUCAUCCUUCACUGUAGGAAGAGUCCCGCUGUUACUAAGGAGGACAAAGAGUCUUCUUUUGACAUAUUCCUGCGGAUCGUCACGUUCCUCGCGGAUGCUGUGCAACUCUUACGCAAGGCAGAGGAUGAUCUCUCAGAUUAUCCGUCAACAUGGUCUCAACUAACCGAAAAGUUUGCAACAGCGGUCGAGGAUAUCUUCGAUAUCCUCAAUCGGAUUGAAAGAGUCGCUACAAUAUACCAGAGACAGUACCAGGGCGAUCUGAGCUCAUGGCUUUCAUAUCUUUCUCUCUCGCCUCACGUGUCCCGUGAUACCACUCAGCUCCCUUGCUAUGUGCUCCCGCCUAUACGGACAACCAGAUUCUUUGACCGCAAUGAUGUGAUUGAGAAGAUCGAUGGUCACUUCAGAGAUAGUGACUCAACUGCGCCGCUACGCUCGCUGGCACUCUAUGGCAUGGGAGGGGUUGGGAAGAGCCACGUCGCCAUGAAAUACCUAGAAAAGAAUCUAGCGACUAAGGAAUACAAUGCUAUGUUCUGGGUCAAAGCUAAAAGUUCCGUUUCUAUCCAGCAGAGUUUUACAGAGAUUGCCCUUAGGCUGAAACUACCUGAUACUAGAUCAGCCACUCACGAUGAGAACCGCAUGAUUUUGAAAGGCUGGCUCCAGCAGACCACGUGUAAAUGGAUGGUCAUCUAUGAUAAUGCAGAGACAUCAGAGCUCCUUCGGGACUAUUUGCCUUUGAGUGGGAGUACUGGCCGGAUCCUGAUUACAACGAGAAAUCAUUCGCUUGGUUUUGAUCCAGCAGAUGCUGGGCUUGAGGUCCUCCCUUGGGACACGGCUACCGGCUCCAGAUUCUUGUUACAUCUCCUCGCAGGACAAAUCAGUGCAGAACUUCUGGCAAAUGAAACAGACUCCGCAUACAGCCUGUCUGAGAAGUUAAGUGGCCAUGCAUUAGCGCUAUCCAACAUGUGUGGCCUGAUCCACCGUCCCUCAUGGUCCAUAUCAGAGCUCGUUGAGGUCGGGCUCUCCUUCGAGAGCCUUCAGCCUGAUUGUGCUGCACUUUUAUCGGUGUUCACAUUUUGUGCACCAGAUAGCAUUCCGCAAUCUUUAUUCGAAACAGAUGAAAGGACAGAAAAUCUUACGGAUGGCAUGCUUCGGUAUCUUGAUCCUGAUCGGCUGAGUGCAAACACGGAAGAACUCUAUCUUCUUAAAACGCAGAACUGGCGCGAGCUCGAGGAUCUCGUGUCUGUCAACAAGAUAGCAAUGCAGACGCUUCCACAGCCUGAUAAGGAGAUAUACCUCCUCUCGUCUACUGAAAUUCAUGUCGCGUCAAUGUGGGCCUUCUGGGGACAGUUCAAGCUGGCCCUGAAUAGCUUGCUUACAGCGCACAGCCUAAAGCAAGCCGAAAAUCCUGUGACCUUCCCAACACGCCAGCAAGAAGCAAAACGAAAAGACACUGAGAGAUUCUUCGAGGACAUAAGGACUAGGGUCUUGAAUAAGGGUACUCACCCUGCGAAGUACGCUCGAUGCCGGUUUAAGCUAUCUGAGGCACUGCGUCAAGCUCACGGACAGGAGGCCGAAGCUGAUCUUGAGCUUGCGAAUGCCAAAGCUUCAUACUUCGAAAUCGUUAGCAAGACGUUUACGACAUCUGAUGGGCCAGCAGACUCUUCUGUAAAAUCGUUGGACCAGGUGCAUGAGAAGGACUUUGAUUCCCUUAUACAUAUUAGCCAACGAUAG